Molecule: messenger RNA, 1410 nt
Organism: Rubroshorea leprosula
Lineage: Eukaryota; Viridiplantae; Streptophyta; Magnoliopsida; Malvales; Dipterocarpaceae
Source: the annotation of a GenBank genome assembly
GGAGGUCGACCGCUGGAAAGGAGAAGGGUCGUUUGGAAAAUCCUAUUUUCUUGUUUUUAGACAAAGCAAGUGGCACGCCUAACAUCCAACUCACGUGGUAGAGGCGUCUGAAGCCAUGCCACCGAGAAAGAGCAGAGACAAAGAGGUUCAACCAGCCCAGGCUGAACAUGCAAAUGAUCCCAUCACUUUUCUCCCAGUGUCACCUUUGGCAAAACGGUCCUAUGGCAAUCCAAUUUUCAAAGAAAGGGAUGCAGACCGCAGAGAUGACUUUGCUGAAUCAAGUAAUGUGUUUAGAGGUAUGACUGAGCGUCUGGAUUUAGCAUUCAAAGAACAGAACCAGGCUAUGCGGAGACUUGUUGAGAGUCAAGCAGAAUCCUCCAGACGUGAGGAAGAGUUAAUUACACAAUGUAUAGAAGAGAUGAGACGGGUCUUUGAAAAAGGCACUAGGGUGAUGCGAGAAACUGGGGAAGAAAGUCACAGACCACUGCAGGCUGUUUCAGAACAAGUGGUUGAGCAAGAGGAUGACCAAUCUUCAACCUCUCCAAAGGUGGCGUCUGUCAUUGUGAGUCCAGACGGAGUUUUGAAAGCAACUUUUGAAGCACAAGAACAGUCUGGGAAUCAUGGAUCUGAAUCAAAAGAAGAUGACACUAUUCAUUUUGGGGAAUUCUCAGUGAAUUUGUCAUGUCCAGUGCUGACAUUACCCUUGGUUUUCCAAGCCAAGAAGGAGGAGGAAUCAAUCGUCUGUGAGUUCCCAGAACAGACAGAAGAAGAGGUAAGUGUUGUUCCAGCUCAAGAUGAUGAAGAGGAGGACAUGGCUGACAAAAUUGUGUUUGAAAAACCAGAAGAAAAGAUGGCUAGACACAUUAGGCCACUUUAUAUCAAUGCUCACAUGGAUGGGACUCCAAUUAGCCGAGGGGUGAAUCAUUCAAGGGGUGUGCUGCCUGUUGAAUUAACAGUGGGAAAUAAGACACUGAUGUUUGCGUUUUUUGUGGUGGAUACUGUUGCUACUUAUAAUGCACUUUUGGGGCGUGACUGGAUUCAUUCAAGUUGGUGUGUCCCUUCUUCACUUCACCAGAAACUGAUUUUCUGGAAUUGUGGCAAGGCUGAGGUCGUGUCUGCAGAUGAUAAGCCUUUUUCAGCCAACACUCACCUGGUGGAGGCUAGAUAUUAUGAAGAAGACAUUGGUACCAUUCGGUUUUUUGGGAUGGAUAGACAUGGGAAACCAAUUGGGAUAACAGCAUGCAGCAGACCGUCUUUGUCUAAACGUGCUGUGGAGGAAGUCUGUGAUGAACUUCUUCGGCCAACAACAAUAAUUCCUUAUAGGCCGAAGGGGAAACUAAAAAUUGAAGAAAUCUAAUGAAGCAAGCUCGUCUGAGACAGGAAAGAGAAAAGGCCGUGUUGGAGAUAACA